AUGGAAGGGGAAGAUCCUUGGAGCAUGCUAAAAUGCGCUGGUGGGGUACAAAAUAAGACGAUAACCAACAGGACAAUGCUCAGAUUCCGGCCGAUUGCUCCCAAACCGGUGACCGGAGACUCAGUUUCCAGGGACUCUAUGUUUAGUAACAAAAACUUGGUUGUUGCUAGCAAGAGAGCAAAAAGAAAAUACGUUAGGUUGAUACCAGAGGAAGCUGAUCUAGAGAAAUCGAUGGUUGGUGAAGGGUCAUUAGGUGUUGUUGAUGAUCUCAAUCCAACGGUAGGUAAUAAUUAUUAUUUUCAGGAACAGGAAUCACCAUCGAUGUGCUUGAAGUUGAAGAAAGUGGUUGCAGAUGACGUGGCGAUGAUGGGGUUGUCGGAUCAGACGGCGUUGGUAACAUCCCCCAGGAAGAGGACGACGGUGAUGGAAUCGUGGGUGAAGGUGGAGAGCGUGACGGACACUUGCAUGGACGAAGGAGAGAUGAGGAACUGUACAGACUUUGAGAAAAUGAAGAAUCUUGAGAAGGACACGUGUCCUGGGUUUGUAUCAGAUACGUUGAACCGGGUUUUCUGGGUGAACCAAGCCUUUAAAAACAUGGUGGGCGUGGACGCUGAAGGGGUUGAAACCGCCAUAGGCUUGGUGGUAAAAGACGGGUUCAUGUUCCCACAUGGUGCAUUUUCAUGCCGCGUAGGGUUACAGUACGGCGAUGGAAAGGAUAAGAGCAGGAAACACUCAACAAUGGUUCCUUGCGAUGUGUGGAAGAUGAGCUGCGGUGGAUUUGCGUGGAGGCUCGAUGUCAAGGCUGCACUCAGUUUGGGACUCUAA
Messenger RNA from Durio zibethinus, 825 nucleotides. Lineage: Eukaryota; Viridiplantae; Streptophyta; Magnoliopsida; Malvales; Malvaceae. The record is from RefSeq and is a predicted model, not a curated record.